Nerophis lumbriciformis (worm pipefish) is the source of this 3693-nucleotide messenger RNA. Lineage: Eukaryota; Metazoa; Chordata; Actinopteri; Syngnathiformes; Syngnathidae. The record is from RefSeq and is a predicted model, not a curated record.
AUGGACGGCAAAGGGAGCUCUUUACCUUCGAUGCCCGAGCUGGCCGAGCCCGUCAGCGUCAAGCAGCCACCCGAGCCCCGGGGCGACCCGUCCCUGCUCAUGGACCGGGCCGCUGCCCAGCUUGCCGCCACCUUGCAGGACGGCGUGCUGCAGACCAUGUCGGGCCACCGGAGGCUCGAGGACCUCACGUCACUGGUGCUCAAUGGCGAGCGGGACGCCUGCGCCCCCGAACCGCCAGUCGUCCAGGGCGCCGAAGCCCCCGCCUCCGACGGCGCCCGCCGGCCUGAACUAAAAGCCAGCGUGCCCCGCCCCCUCUUCGAGUCGCGUCCUGCCGUGGCGGAAGGGGCGGCAUCGGCGCCCGAGGGACUGCGGGAAGUGAAGAAGCGGCGGGGUAGGCCUCCCAAACAUCAACCCAAUCUCGGUUCCUCCGCCUCACGUGAAGAUGCUCUCGGCAGCCCCGAAUCUGUUCUUCUGGAGGCGGCAGAUGAGUCGCAACAAGCCGUGGUCCGCAGAGAACUUCCACAGCAUCAGAAGCACCUGAUUGUCCAGAGAUAUCUGUCAGGAGAAGGCUACAAAAGAAUUUCCAAGGCGCUAAAUAUCCCUUGGAACACGGUCAAGGGCGUCAUUACCAAGUGGAGGAAAUACGGCACCACCGCCACUUUGCCCAGAACCGGACGUCCCCCCAAAAUUGAUGACGGGACCGGAAGAAGACAUGUGACGACCUCGACCGAGCUUCUGGAACUUUUGCCGAAAGUGGUUUCCGAGCCGACGGUCGACGCGCCGCUUUCGCCAAGCAGUUUCUCUGUCGGAGAUGUGGUCUGGACCAAGGUUUCGGGGUACCCUUGGUGGCCCUGCAUCGUCACCACCGACCCUGAACUCCACCUCCACGUCAAACCCAAUGCUAAAAGCAGAUCGGGCCUCCUUUACCACGUCCAGUACUUUGGAGACGCUCCUGAGAGGGGCUACAUUUUUGAGAAGAACAUGGUGUCCUUUUCCCGGGAGAGCCAGUACCAGGAGCUCAGUCUGCACAAAAAGCAGCCGGCUUCACGCGUUCUCCACAAAAAGACCCUUCAAACCGUGCCCCGUAAAUUACGGCCCCAGUGGAAGAUGGGUGUGAUCCAGGCCACGGAGGCGCUGGCCAUGUCGCCCGACGAGCGCUUGGCCAACUUCACCUUUGCGUACGACUGCGACGGGCCCCGCCUCAACCCCUGCAUCCUGGACAAACUGAAGCCAGAGCCUGGCACGGAAGCGGAGGCCCGGCUGCUGAUUGGAGCGGCCAAACGCCUCGACGGGGACCGUCUGAAGAAGAGGGAGAAGAAAAACGCCAAUGCUCUACCACAGGAUUCCCUCUGCGUGGAAGUGACGGUACCUCUAAAGAAGCGAACACUCAAAGCCCCCGGUUCCUCCCUAAAGACAGACGGGCGGAGAAAAACAUUGACGGGUUCAACCAAGAAAACCACAUCGGGAGAUGCAGCAGCUUCAGAUGAGCGAGAAGCAGCGGAACCGAAACGCAAAAGGAAGCGGAAGCGGGAUGGAGAAAACUUCCAGGAGCCCUUCAACGCUAAAAAGAGGCGCUCGUCCCUUUGUCAUGAACCUUACGUUUCCGGUAGUGAAGGAUGUCCAGCUUCUCCUAGCGACAGCCUGGACGAGAUGAAGAAGGGCGAACGCAAGAAAGAAUUUGUCUGUCAGGUGUGCGAGCAGUCCGGUGAAGACCUGGUUCCCUGCGAAGGUCAGUGUUGCGGAAUGUUCCACCUCCUUUGUCUAGGAGAGAGCUUCCGGCCCGGCGACAAGCUACAGUGCCGCUCGUGCAGCACUGGGCUUCGCUCCUGUUUCGCCUGCAAGCGGUUGGAUGGCGAGCUGCGACGCUGCUACGUGGCCCACUGCGGGAAGUUCUACCAUGAGGCGUGCGCCCGCCUCAGCCCACUCACAGUCUUUGACAACAAGGGUUUCCGUUGCCCGCUGCACGCCUGCCUCAGCUGCCAUUAUGGCUGCCGCACCCAGCACAGGUCCACCAAAGGCCGCCUGAUGCGAUGCCUGCGAUGCCCCGUGGCCUACCACGUAGGCGACCAAUGCGUUGCGGCGGGCAGCCAGAUCGUCACCGGCACGGCCAUCGUCUGCACCAACCACUUCAGCGCAAAGAAAGGAUAUAGCCACCACAGUCACGUCAACGUCAGCUGGUGCUUCGUCUGCUCCAAAGGAGGUCAGCUGCUGUGUUGCGAGUCUUGCCCGGCCGCCUUCCACCCGGACUGCCUCAACAUGGCCAUGCCCGACGGCAGCUGGUUCUGCAACGACUGCCGUGCCGGCAAGAAGCCCAAAUACAGAGACAUCAUCUGGGUCAAACUAGGAACGUACCGAUGGUGGCCCGCGGAGAUCCAGCACCCAAGCAAAAUCCCCACCAACAUCCAGCACCUUCGUCACGAGAUCGGAGAGUUCCCAGUCUUCUUCUUCGGCUCCAAGGACUACUUCUGGACCCACCAGGGCCGCGUCUUCCCUUACGUGGAGGGUGACCGGGGUAGCAAGUACCAACGGACCGGAAUCGGGAAGGUCUUCAAGACUGCUCUUCUUGAGGCCGAAGCUCGUUUCAAGGAGGUGAAGAUGAAGCGGGAGGCCAAGGAAGCACAGGAGAAAAACCGGAAACCGCCCCCGUACAAGUUCAUCAAGGUGAACAAACCGGUGGGCAAGGUGCAGGUGUAUGCCGCCGACGUGUCGGAGAUCCCAAAGUGCAACUGCAAGCCGUCAGUGGAGCGCCCUUGUGGCUUCGAGUCGGAGUGCCUGAACCGCAUGCUUCAGUACGAGUGCCACCCGGAGGUGUGUCCCAGUGGCGAGCGCUGCUGCAACCGGGACUUUAGCGAGCGCCGCUACCCGGACACCCAGAUUAUCAAGACCCCCGGCAAGGGCUGGGGACUCGUCGCGCUGCGAGACAUCAAAAAGGGAGAGUUCGUCAACGAGUACGUUGGCGAGCUGAUCGACGAGGACGAAUGCCGGGCCAGGAUCAAGCACGCUCACGAGAACAACAUCACAGACUUCUACAUGCUCACCAUCGACAAGGACCGAAUCAUCGACGCUGGUCCAAAGGGGAACUUCUCCCGCUUCAUGAACCACAGCUGUCAACCCAACUGCGAGACGCAGAAGUGGACCGUCAACGGGGACACGCGCGUCGGACUAUUUGCCGUCUGCGACAUCCCAUCAGGUACGGAGCUGACUUUCAACUACAACUUGGAUUGUUUGGGCAACGAGAAGACUGUGUGCCGCUGUGGCGCCCCCAACUGCAGCGGCUUCCUGGGAGAUCGCCCCAAGAACGCCAACGGUCAGGCGGCCAAGCGGCCCAAGCGCAAGUACAGGAAGCGGCGGACGGAAGGGAAGAAGUCAGACGACGAGUGUUUCCGCUGUGGCGAUGGUGGGCAGCUGGUCAUCUGCGGAAAGAAGACGUGCACCAAAGCCUUCCACCUCUCCUGCCUCAACCUCACUAAGAGGCCCUUUGGUCGCUGGGACUGCCCGUGGCACCACUGCGACGUCUGCGGCAAGAACUCUGAGGCCUUCUGCCAACUCUGCCCAAACUCCUUCUGCAAGGCCCACCGGGAGGGGGCGCUGCGGGCCUGCCCACCCGACGGCCAGCUGCGCUGCCUGGAGCACGACGCCGAGGACGUCCCAGCCCGACCCCGCCAGCUCAAAAACGCUGGCAGGCCGUCCUAA